Hibiscus syriacus is the source of this 1797-nucleotide messenger RNA. Its product is annotated as glutamate receptor 1.2-like. The coding region runs from base 1 to 1797 and encodes 598 amino acids. Gene Ontology annotation, cellular component: plasma membrane. Lineage: Eukaryota; Viridiplantae; Streptophyta; Magnoliopsida; Malvales; Malvaceae. Gene Ontology annotation, molecular function: ligand-gated monoatomic ion channel activity; signaling receptor activity. The record is from RefSeq and is a predicted model, not a curated record. The transcript is spliced from 7 exons.
AUGGAGAACCAAGUGUUGCUCUUAUUUGCUAUCUACUUUAGUCUCCUGGGUGAACUAAGUGGCGAAGAUGGUGUUAUUAGACAGGCGGUUGAUGUCGGGUUAAUCGUCGAUAUGGGAUCGAGGGAGGGGAAGAUCAUCCACAGCUGCAUUUCGAUGGCGAUUUCCGGGUUACGUAGCUCAACUCAAAUGAGGAUACUUCUCCACACCAGAGACUCCAAAGGGGACCCUUUCCAUGUUUUAUCCGCUGGUACAAAAAUGCGCCUUUCACUUUCAAGCUCUUGGAAAAUGACAAAGUCGGGGGUCAUACUCCUUCCGCAAAAUUCUAAAUUGGAAGCAAAAUAUUUGGCUGAAUUUGGAGAUCACACCAAAGUCCCAGUAAUCUCUAUUUCACGACUUCAAUCUGCAGAAGGGAAAGCAAUUGCUGCUUUCAUAGAAUCACAUGAAAGACAGUUUCAGAUUGCGUACAAAAUCGCAGUGUCUGCUUCAUCUGAAGAUGAUAGUAUCAUCGAAGAACUUCACAGGCUCCAAGCAAUGGAAACUUGGGUAUUUGUCGUGCAUGUAUCCCACGUCUUAGCAUCUCGACUUUUCGAACAAGCGAAAAGGUUGGGGAUGAUCGGCCAAGGGCAUGCAUGGAUCGUGACUUCCAAGACCAUGAACCACUUGCAAAUGAACGAUUCAUCGGUCUUUGCAUCGAGGCCAGGAUUCAUUGGUUUCAGGUCUUAUAAAAUUAGAGAAUUAAAAGAGUUCUGUAAUAAGGAGUUUGAUAUGCAAGUGAUGAUGAAGAAUUUUGACGACUUUAUUCAUGGAAAGUUAAGCUCGAGCACUUUUGAAAUAGUUAUUGUGAUGGGUGAAAGGGAAAGAAGAGUUGGCUUUUGGACAUCUGCAGGUGACAUAACAAUGAAGUUACACGGUUCCACUCAUGGAAGGGAUCUGUUUUCAAGUUCGACCAAUGGCGACCUCGAAACGAUAAUCUGGCCUGGUGGGACUUCAACCAUUCCCAAAGGUCGAACGAUGCAAAUGAGCAGUAAGAUCCUAAGGAUUGGCGUUCCGGUAACGAAUGGGUUCACACAAUUGCUGAAAGUGGACCGUGAUCUUCAGACUAAUGCCACGAUUGUCUCUGGUUUCUGCAUAGAUGUUUCAGAGCUGCAAUGGACGUCGAACAUUGGUGAGGCUUACGAUAAUCUUGUCUACGAAGUAUAUCUCCAGAAGUAUGAUGCUGUUGUUGGGGACAUAACGAUUACAGCAAACAGAUCUUUGUAUGUGAAUUUUGCCUUGCCAUACACGGACAUGGGGGUGGGGAUGGUUAUUCAGAAAACUCCGAAGGAUAGCAGAAACUUGUGGAUUUUCUUAAAACCACUUACAGGAGGACUUUGGCUUACGAUUGUCGGAGUUUAUGUCUUAACAGCUUCAGUUAUUUGGCUGAUAGAACGCCCUUCCUUCGCUGAACAAACCCCGCAAUCGAACGGACAGAUCGAAAGGAUGUUUAGCUUCUCCUUCUCCAUCCUCGUUUUUGCUCACUGGGAGAAAUUAUCAAGUAACUUGUCGAGAUCCGUGGUUCUUUUAUGGGUGUUCUUGGUGUUCAUAAUAGGUUCGAAUUACACAGCCACAUUGACAUCAAUGAUGACGGUCCAACAUAUCGAGUUAAACUCCAAGAUGAGAUGCAUAGGACACCGAACAGGUCCGGUCACCCAAGAAGUCAUCGGCAAUCUAAAUUUCGAAAGCUCUAGUUCCACAUCUAUAUGGCUUACUUCUUCGGAGGAAUUCGCAAAAGCUUUAUCGGAAGGAAGUAAAUGUUGA